UGCUAAUGUCAAGAAAAGGAACAAAAACCCAACUUCCUCCUUUAACACCGGCUCAGAAUUCACACAGAUCCUUCUGGUGUCCGCAGUGAACAGCUGUGACAGUUACCGGCUCGUUUAACUCAAAGAAAAGACGACAUACAGCAAAGUAAGGAGCAGUUCAAGCAGGAAGAACAUGAUUGGACUACACAGGGUGAGAAGAGAUGAAUGUUCAAGUUACUCCCCUCUCAGUCGUACACCCCUGGAGUAAAACCCCGCUCAACACCUCCAUGAACCUUACAAACUCUGACACCUCUGCAUGGAUCCUCCCUUCACUCCUCACAGCUUUAUACUACCCCCGUCUUUCCUGUGAGCGAAUGUAUCCCAGUGAACACGACCCAUCCUCGGACCCCCAGCACCCAGAGACCCAGCUGGACUUCUUCCUCAAGCUCGGGUACUCCACUGCUCAGGUGAAGGCCGUUCACCAGAAGUUCGGCCCCAACGUGGACACGGAUAAAGUCCUCGGUGAGCUGGUUAGGAUCGGAGCCCGGCAGGGGCCAGUGACCACCAUGUCUGUACUGGUGCCCAGAGGGGAGACGCAGGCUGGGGGCCCCACGAUGCAGCUUCCUCUGACUUCAUCAUCUCCUCAGAGAGAGGAGAGUGGAGAGGAUGAAGACGCUCUCAGACCCAUUGUUAUAGAUGGGAGCAAUGUGGCCAUGAGUCACGGGAACAAGGAAGUUUUCUCCUGUAUGGGAAUCCAGCUGGCGGUGAACUUCUUCCUGGAAAGAGGCCACACUGAAAUCACAGUGUUUGUUCCCUCAUGGAGAAAGGAGCAGCCGAGGCCAGAUGUUCCAAUCACAGAUCAGCACAUCCUACGAGACCUGGAGAAGAAGAAGCUUCUCGUCUUCACCCCGUCUCGGCGUGUCGCAGGUAAACGAGUGGUCUGUAAUGAUGACUGCUUCAUCGUCAAAGAGGCUUACGAGUCUGACGGCAUCAUCGUAUCCAACGACAUGUACCGGGACCUGCAGGUAGAGAAGCCUAACUGGAAGCGCUUCAUCGAGGAGAGGCUGCUGAUGUACUCCUUUGUCAAUAACAAGUUUAUGCCUCCUGAUGAUCCUCUGGGAAGACAUGGACCAACGUUGGAGAACUUCCUGAGAAGGUUUCCAAAGAAUCAGAAGAAAAAGCCAUGCCCUUAUGGGAAGAAAUGUACUUAUGGAAUGAAGUGCAAGUUUCACCAUCCUAAUCGUGCCAUCCAGUCUAACCGCUCUGUUGCUGAUGAGCUUCGGGACUACGCUAAGCACCCCUCCACCGCUCAGAAACAACCCUCAGCCUGCUCUAGUCCCGUGCCUGGACAGAGCCUCUCAUUGGUGGAGGAUAUGGCAAAGAAACUAACUCUGGGACAUGAGAGCACUUCCUUAAAGAAGGAACAUAAAUAUGAAACUGUAGCUAAGGGGAAGACAAGUCAUCGCUCUGGGAAGAGGUCCACAUCCAGAAAGGAGAAGAGCAGUCAUAAGUCAUCUUCUGAUCAAAGUUCGCUGCAGCACAGUGGGUCUCAGGAGCAGCUGGACUCUGGUUUAGGCUCUAUAGACAGUCAGCCAUUUGAGGCUCCAUGGAGUAUGAGUGACAAGUAUGGGAGCUCCAAGCAUUCCCACAAUGUAAGACAGCAGUACUGUGCUCCAUGCAGCUGCUGCUCUCAUGGUCCUGGGUCUACAGCAGCUUUUCAGCAUCACCACCCACACUACAGUCCUGAUUUGACACCCUAUGGUCUGCAGCCUUAUGCGGGCUAUGGGACGUACCCUGUCAGCGUGCCGGCUUACAGUCAGCCAACCAAUUUCCAGCACAGCAGAGUCCAUGGGCGCCAGCAGCAGUACUGGUCAGAUCCACUUGGGGCACAUCCUCUGGCAGGUUGUAACCUGCGUGAGGAGCCCUCACAUUGGGAGCAUCCACAGGGGACACAGCCUAAUCCCAGUGACAUUAGGAAGCAGAGGGAAGUGGUCCGUAAGAAGCUCCUUGCCAUCUUUAGUGCCAACUUGGUGGACACAGCCAUGGACAUGUUUCCUCAGCAGCUGGAUCCACAGAAACUGGUUGCAGAGAUCCUUGUGCUGCAAAGUCAGAAUGGUUCACUGAGAUGAAGUCCAGAACCGGUGUGAAACCCCGUCUUUCAGUGGAAAGACGGCAAAAGAUAAACAUGAGUUAGUGUGUUUUUGUAAUGUGGUAUCCACCUUGAUUAUACAGUGAAUGCUGUGGUACUGUUGUACCAGAUUCACAGCAUCCAUUUUCCUCCCCCACCUACUACUCUGCUUCAAAUAGUACAUCCUAAACAUAGGAAAUUAUACUAAUCAGUAUCAAUCCAUCAGAAACAAAAUGGUAGUUGAGAUUGUGAGAUUGGCACCUGGAGGUAUUUGAGUUUCAUCAAAAUGUUCUUACAUAUUGUAGACGUAAGCUACAGUCAGCUGCCUCUAGACAACAAAUACUGUUAGCAUUCAGCAUUAGCUCUAGCAUACUUCCACUACUUUAUAAAACCAAUGUAAACAAUUGGCAUAGUCUUGGUGAUGAUACUGGUUUCUAGAGAAGCAUUUUGAAGCCUAUCGUUGGCAGUCACCAUGUCGAAAUGCUAUCUCCACCUUAAAAUCAGUCAGUGUAAUAACAUGUAAAGAGGGGAAACUUAAGCAGGCCUCAAGCCUCCUGGAAAACAGCUACAGCAUGCCCAUCUACAGUCAUGUGCAUUAGUUUUAGGCAUGUCGGGUGCUAAGGAUUCAACAUGAGGCUCAGUGUGCCACAACCUAGGGUUGACACGUGUCACUUGGUAGCUAAGGUCAAGCUCGACUGUAUCUCUUUUGUCCGAACCUUUUCAGACCCUGUAACACGUCUAGAGACCACCAGCAGUUUUUAGGCCCUUGGGACAUCCACAGCGUGACCAGGGGCUCUCAGUAACCCUACUACCCACCUUGACAGUACCCUAAAGCCGUGUUUCCAUCAGGGGGUCCGGUUUGAUUCAGUUCGGUUUGGUAUG
Messenger RNA from Cheilinus undulatus (humphead wrasse), 2989 nucleotides. RefSeq lists its product as uncharacterized. The transcript has 6 exons. Gene Ontology annotation, biological process: 3'-UTR-mediated mRNA destabilization; nuclear-transcribed mRNA catabolic process, RNase MRP-dependent. Gene Ontology annotation, cellular component: nucleus; cytoplasmic ribonucleoprotein granule. The record is from RefSeq and is a predicted model, not a curated record. Lineage: Eukaryota; Metazoa; Chordata; Actinopteri; Labriformes; Labridae. Bases 201 to 2108 code for a protein of 635 amino acids. Gene Ontology annotation, molecular function: RNA endonuclease activity; metal ion binding; mRNA binding.